Schistosoma turkestanicum is the source of this 6326-nucleotide messenger RNA. The record is from the annotation of a GenBank genome assembly. Lineage: Eukaryota; Metazoa; Platyhelminthes; Trematoda; Strigeidida; Schistosomatidae.
GUUACAGUGGAGGUUAAGGUCGCCUACUGUGAGUUCGGUACUUAUGGAAGUUGCAUGUACCGAUGAGGUUAAGGUUUAUAAAGACGAGGGGGAGGAAGAUGAGCAGAAAAAGUCAUCAGAAAAUCUAACUGAAGACAAAGUUGGUCUUGUAAUUGAGGGUGAAGGUCAGUGUACACAGAAAGGAGCAUUCAAUUUUGGUUUCUUAUCCCUAGAUGACUACUACCAUUCGUUCUUUCCACUGCCAUUCGUCACUGGUUCACCGUCUUUCCCUGUCAAUCCUACAUCGUAUGCUGCAGCCGCUGCGGCUGUGGCGGCCGCGGCAGCAGCUGCAGCUGCUGCUCAUCAUCAACAAAAUCAAGAUGUUCCACAACAACAACAUCAACACCAACUCUCUUGUCCUCCUACAUCGUUAUCAUCACCAGAUUCAUGUGGCACCAGUGUGUUUGCUAGGCCAACUCAUCUAGUAACAACAGAAGGACACAGAUCACAAUUGAAUAAUAAUGACCUGCCGACUAGUUUAAAUACGGACGUGCAUGGAUUACGAUGUUCGAAUCCGUUGACAAACCGGUUACAAUCCGUUUCAGAUUGUCAAACUAAUUGUGGCUCACCAAUAUUCCCUACUUUCAGUGGAUUCAAUCCAUCAUUAAGUGCUUUUAUGGCUGGACCAUUUUAUAAUGUAGCAUUACAAGCAGCUGCAGUUGCUGCAGCUGUCUCAUCUUCUCAUUCACCUAGUCCAAAAUUACAAUCUACUACACCAUCUUGGCUAUCAUCAUCAUCAACACAAUCGGCAAUUAUUCCACCACCACCACCAUCAUCACCAUAUGUGCCUUUCAAUAGAAUUCCAACGCCUAAUUCAUCAACAUCAACAUGCUCAUUGUCCAAUUUCAAUGUUUGUGAUAAUUUCGCUGUAAAACACAAAUCGUCAUCAUCAUCACCGUCUGUUAUAGCUGUAGCUGCAGCGGCGGCAGCAGCAGCUGCUGCUCUCAGCCAGUCAUCAUCACCGUCAACAUCAUCAUCCGCAUCGUCGUCAUCGGCAUCAUCUUCGUCGGCAUCAUUCACAUCAUCGACAUCCGCUACAGCAGCGGCUGCAUUUCAUUCAGAAUUGAUAAAAGCAGCAAAUUUAUACAAAAUGAAUAAUUCAAAUCAACGCUUUUUACCGCAUCAAAAUUUAUGUCAAUAUCAACAACAACCUAACCACCACCACCACCAACACCAACAUCAACAACAUCAUUCCUUUACACAGGAUCAUUUAUUAACGUUAUCAAGUAAUAACACUACUACUACUACUACUACUACUACUAGUACUAGUACUACUAAUACAACUACUCUACCAUUGAAUAUUUUGAAUUCAAUAAAUAUGCAUAAUACAGUAACAGCAACCACCACCAACACCACCACGACAACAACAACUACUACUACUUUGGAUAAUCGGAUGAUUGGUGGUAGUGUACGUGCGUCAACCACGACACGGACACCAACGCCGACACCAGAUACCCACCACCUACCGUCCAAUCUUCGUCCAUCUUCGUUGAUUGACUACAAACUAGGUCAAUCCAAUGCAUCAUCAUUAUUCAAUGAUCAUGAAAGAAUUAAUGAAGAACUAAUGUUUACCGAUGAUCAUCGUCAUCAUCAUCAACAACAACAACACGUGACAGAAUGUUCAAUUAGUAGUAAUGCUAACAGUAAUAAUAAUGGUCAUAAAUUCAUUUCACAUUCGUUUGAUGAAUUAAAUUUACCCCAUAAUAAUACUAAUGAUGAUGAUGAUGGUGGUGCUGGUGGUGGUAUUCAACAAAGACUUAGCUCGUCAACAAGAACAUGGACUACAGAAUCAUUGGAAAAAUCGAAUUCCGAUGAAAAUCAAUUAAAUCUUAGUUUAUUCAACGAUUGUUCUCAACGUGCUGCAGCAGCGGCUGCCGCCGCCGCGGCAGCAGCAGCAGCCGCAGCUCAUGUUCAUUUUCUGUCCAGUUUAGCUGUAGCUGCCACCGCCCACUCCUCAGCAUCAUCAUCUCCAGCUCCAGUGCCAAUCCCAACUUCAACUUCUUCAUUGCCUAAUCAUCAUAAUCUAUCACCACUCCUGUCAUCUCGUCUCGAUGGCAUUGAUUCCAAUUUGCCACAUUCCAUUACAUCGCAUCUUGACAAUAUGAUCCAAUCCUCAUCAGCGUGUUCAAUGCCGACAGUGCAUGAUGAUGCAUUUGUUGCGUUAACUACUAGUUCACAUCAAUUAAAAUCCAAUCUGAAUGAUCAUGUCACGCUGCAACAACAAAUGCCGUUGCUUACUCCUCCGUAUAAACAAUGUAAAUUAUUCAGUUCCACUCAUUAUCCUGUUUGCUCAUUAUCAUCGUCUGAUGUUACAUCUCACAAGCCCAAUGAUGACUCGUUCAUGUUAAAAUAUACAAACAGUAAUAGUAAUUAUCAUACUAAUAAAUUGUUCCUUACCAAUAGAAUACCCUCGACUAGUUCAUUAUCAAUUUCCCCGGAAUUAUUCCUUGACAAUAACAUUGAUAAUGAUAAUAAUCAUAAUAAUCGGAUGUAUACUCAUCCACUUGGAUUAAAUUCUAUCGAUUUGUCUACUUUGACGUCUAGUACAAAUGGUGGUAAUAUCACUUCUACUGCUGUUCAUACUACUACUACUACUAACACCAUGAAUACUACUCAUAAUAAUAUUAAUACAAGUAGUUUCGACAAUGAUGAUGAUGAUGAUGCUGAUCGCGAUCACAAUCCGGAUGCUAAUAAUCAUAAAAAGAAUUCGAAACUGACUGCCAAUCACCUUCAUCAUCCCCCACCUCAACAUCAACACCAACACCACCAACAACAAUCGAUCAAUACCAUAUCAACUACCACCAAUUCAACAAAACGUGUACACAUUAAAAAACCAUUGAAUGCAUUUAUGCUAUUUAUGAAAGAUAUGCGACCAAUUGUACAAGAAGAAUGUACAUUGAAAGAAUCAGCUGCAAUUAAUCAAAUUCUUGGUAAAAAAUGGCAUGAAUUAUCACGUGAAAAACAAGCAAAAUAUUAUGAAUUAGCUAGAAAAGAAAAAGAACUACACCAUCAACUAUUCCCCGGUUGGUCAGCUAGAGAUAAUUAUGCUAUUCAUUCAAGACGUAAAAAGAAACGAAAAUUAGCCGCUGCUGCCGCGGCCGCCGCAGCCGGUGCCACAUCAAUUGUCCAAUCGAAAAUUCAUUCCACUCAUCAUCAUAGUGGUAAAUUAUUUGGCAAUCACACCACUACUACUACUACACAAUUAUCAUCGGAAUCCGGUGGUGAAUUUGGCAAUUCCGACUCAAAUGAAGAACGUAACAACAAUAAUAGUAAUAGUAGGCUAUCUUUAUUUAUUCAUAAUAUAAAUUCUACAGAUAUGAGUAACGCCAAGAAAUGUCGUGCACGUUUUGGACUAGAACAUCAAAAUCGUUGGUGUAAACCAUGCAGACGAAAGAAAAAAUGUAUUCGUUUCUUAACUGAUACAGAAUUUGAAGAAGAGACUAAUUGUCCCAUAUCACCUCGAUCAUCACCAACUCCAGUGAACAACAGCUCAAAAAAACCUAAUCCUACUUCUAUAACUAUGACGACAUCAACAACAACACCGCCGUCAAUAACAACAGUAUCCUCAUGUCAACAUUCAAAUUUACCUGUCCAUUGUAAAUCGAAGCAUUGUCAUACAUCGGCAGCAAAUGAUGUCAUCAGUGGAUUAUAUCCUAUUCACAGUACCACUACUAAUACUACUGAUAAUAAUGAUAGUAGUAGUAUUAUCAGUACUAGUCUAUGGUCAAAUUAUACACCUAAUAUUGAUUCUAUUCUAUCACCACAGAUUGGUGGUAGACAACCACCAUCGAUUGAUCAGUUGACCGCCUAUCAUCAUCAUCAGCAGCAGCAUCAUCAUCAUAAAACUAGUUCUAAUCAACACUUUGUGGAACAAUCUUUACUUAGUAGUAGUAGUUAUAUGUCACGCAGUUCACAUACUACAACCAGUCCGACACCAAUGCCGCCAACAACGCCAACCACCACCCUGUCAUCAUUGCCAACUUCUUUAUCACUGACUAAAUGGUCACCGAAACAUUUAUUGAAUUUGGCUACAUUGCAUAAUAUGUCCGCGUCGAAAUCAUCGGAUUUUCUAUUAUUUCCAUCGAGUCAACUGUCCACUACGACUACGACUAUCGCUAAUACUACACCGACAACAACUGUUGCUGUGUCAUUGGAAAAGCCGAAUCCACCUUUUUAUGUACAUGAGAGCACCAUGAUGCGGUCAUCGUGUCCUGACCAAUGUAUUCCGUCUGUCAUUAUAACAAGCACUGGAGAAGAGAAUCACACAAUGAAUUAUUGUAUAUCAUCAUCAUCUCCGUCCGAUUUAGCACAGAAUCAUGAUACUACUACUACCACUAUCAGUAGUAGUAGUAUUAAUAACAAUAAUAAUUUAAAAAGAUUUAUGCCUUUUCACAAUUAUCAUCUUCAUUUAAACACAGCUAUUUGUUGUGCUACUACGAAUACUACUAAUACUACUACUAGUAGUAAUGGUAGUACACCAAUAAUUAGUAGUAGUACUAGUAGUAGUAUUUAUCAAUCCCAGUGAUAGUAGUCAUAACUUAAUUUCAUUAAUAAUUUUCUUUUAAAAAAACUGUGUUUUUUCUUCUUUUCUGUUUCUUAUCUACAUUUCAUUUGCUUUGUUCAUAAUAUAUUAUACUACUUAUGCUUCACAGAGUAAGUAGUAUUAGUAGUAGUAGCAGCAGCAGUCAUCGUAAUAAAUAGGCAAUCGAGUUGUGUUUCUCCCGCCGGUUUUUCAAGGUUUUUACAUCUGAUACAUUUGGUGCGUUUCUCUUUAACAUCAAAUAAAGUUGUUUGUUUGUUUGUCUGUCUGUCUGUCUGCCUUCUUUUACAGUACUCUCUUUACGUGUUGACACCUAUGACCCACAUACACUGUGAGCGCCUGACCUAUACAGUUCCAAUUCUUCGUUUCAUUCUGCCGUGAUUUGUUUGUUGUUUGUGUUUUUUGCUCUGUCGAACUAUACUACUUACAUGCACUACUACUACUACUACUGCGCUAUUACUCGACCAUUCAACCAGUCCGCCAUUAUAUACACACACCCACACCCAGGUUAUUUUCUUUACUCAUGAAGCGCCUGAUAUACAUAUAUGAUGAUACUUUCAAAUUGACUUUCUAACUGCUGUCUGUUUGUCUGUCUGUCCGUCCGUCCAUCGUCAUCAUCCUUGUGCACAAUGAUGACCUCGUGCGGUCAUCCCACCUUACUUUUUCUUACUUCGACAAUUCUUUUUUGGAGCAUUUUUAUAUUAUUACACUAGUAGUUCACAGUCGAAUGUCAACUGUCAUUCUCAACAUUCAUUCACAUUUACAAUCAUUUGAAUCAUGUGUUUUUAUGAUUUAAGGAAUUGGUCGUUUUCUUUUUUUCUUGUUUUCUGUUUUAUUUCUAAUUAUUGAUCGAUAUUGAGUUUGUUUUGUAAUAGUCAUUUGUAAAUAAAUAAAUACCGACCGGUUUUACUUUCCCCGCCGCCCCUCCCUGUUUAUUUUGUGUGUGUAUGCUCUUCUGCCUGCUACUGCUGCUGUUGUUCUUUUCGUCUCCACCCGUCGUGGUGGUCAUUGUGUCUCUCCCGCCCCCCACAAAUGUGUACUGUUUGCCAUCUUGUUCUAUCUAGUAGGGUGUCAUGUGUUGUUUUAUUUUGGAACAAGCCUAUCUAUCUAUCAUUUGGCGAAAAAUUGCAUGCAAUCCAAUGUGAACACACGCACACACACACACACGCGUACACAUCGACCGACUCCUUUUUUUAAAAGAAUAAACACAGUUUUUAUUUGAACCCUGACUUGUGUGUGUGUGUUUUAUGACCCUGGUGCUGCUAGCUAGCUAACUAGCUAGAUGGAUCAUAUGUUGUCCAAGAUGACCACAAUCGUUUUAGCGAAAUCCACUAUCUUCUCCCUCUUUUAAUUAUUCAAUCAAUCAAUCAAUUUGUCAAUCAUACUCAUUCACACUCAUUCUCCCGUUGCAUAUAAUCAACUUGAACUUUUCUUCUUUGUUUUAUAAUCGAUCGAUUACAUUUUCUGUAUACAAUGACGAUGAUUCAUACAAAUCAAACAUUGAAAUAAAUAAAUUAUCUACUUAUUUCUUUAUUUAAGUAGUAUUUUUCUUUCUCCGCUACGUUGUUUUUUUUUCUCUCUCAAAAUGUAUGUACAAUUUUUAAAAUAUGAUUAUUAUUAUUAUUAUUGUUAUUAUUGAUUUUCUCUUCUGUCUCAAUGAAUCAAUAAUAUUCAUCUUGUUUUGUUUUUUUUCGUUUUCUAAUUUCAUUUUAUUUCAUUCAUGAAUUCAGUUUAUUUCUAUUUUUGA